Molecule: messenger RNA, 795 nt
Organism: Monoraphidium neglectum
Lineage: Eukaryota; Viridiplantae; Chlorophyta; Chlorophyceae; Sphaeropleales; Selenastraceae
Product: 4-deoxy-L-threo-5-hexosulose-uronateketol-isomerase
Exons: 2
Coding region: 1-795 (264 amino acids)
Biological process (GO): D-galacturonate catabolic process; pectin catabolic process; D-glucuronate catabolic process
Molecular function (GO): 4-deoxy-L-threo-5-hexosulose-uronate ketol-isomerase activity; metal ion binding
Source: RefSeq, a predicted model, not a curated record
AUGACCAGCGCGGAGCUCAGGUCCGCUUUCCUUAUUGACCGCCUCUUCGUCCCUGGGGAGGUCGUCAUGACGUACACCCAGCACGACAGAAUGGUCACCGGCGGCGCCGCGCCCGCCGGCGCCGCGCCGCUGCGGCUGCCCGGCUCCGCCGUCGGCGGCAACGCGGCGCCGUUCCUCGCGCGCCGCGAGCUCGCCGUCUUUAACAUCGGCGGCCCCGGCCGCGCGGCCGUCGACGGCCGCGCCUUCGACCUCGGCACCCACGAUGCCCUCUACGUGCCCGCCGGGACGAGCGACCUCUUCUUCUCAAACGCGGACCCGUCCAACCCCGCGAAGUUUUGGCUGGCGGGCGCCCCCUGCCACGUGCCAUACAGCCCCGUCCUCGUGCGCAAGGCGGACGCGCAGCGGCUGGAUUUCGCUGCGCAGGUGCAGUCGAACCGCACGCUGUACCGCUACAUGACGGCAGACCGCGUGGAGAGCUGCCAGCUGACUAUGGGGGCGACGUUCCUGGCGCCCGGCGCGGUGUGGAACCAGAUGCCGGGCCACGUGCACCCCCGCAAGUCGGAGAUGUACAUGUACUUCAACAUGGCGCCCGACGCCCGCGUGGUGCACAUCAUCGGCGAGCCGUCAGAGACGCGCCACCUCAUCGUCUCAAACGAGCAGGGCGUGAUCAACCCGCCCUGGGCCAUCCACAUCGGCGCCGGCGCGGGCGGGGAGCACGCGAUUGCGUGGGCGAUGGCAGGGGAGAACCAGGUGCAGGAGGACCGCUUCCGGGUCAGCCUGUACGAUGUGGAGUGA